AUGGCGGAGGACGGGGUGGCGGCGAUGGGGGAGGUCGAGGGGGAGGCGGACGGGGCGAGGGCGGAGGGGGGCGCGGGGGAGGGGAAGGGGGGGGACGCGGCGGGGGACGCGGCGGGGGACUUGGCGGCUGCGGUGGCCGGGGGGGGGGAGGCGCGGGUGGCGGCGGUCGGGGAGGCGGAGACGGUGGCGGGGAUGGGGGAGGCCGCGGGGGAGGUGGGCGAGGGGGAGACGGCGGGGGAGGAGAUGGGGAGCGAGGAGGCGGGAUGGGAGGGGGACUGGGAGGGGGAGAUGGAGGGGGAGAUGGAGGGCGGGGCGGGGGAGAGGGUGGGGGAGGCGGAGGGGAGGGGGGGGGACGCGGAGGGCUACGCGGAGGUGGUGGCGGAGAUGGUGGCGGGGAGGGCGGGCGGGGAGGAGGGCGCGGGGGGCGGGGAGGAGGCCGAGGCGGCGGGGAAGGAGGGCGUGGAGGCGGGGGAGGAGAUCGUUUUGGAGGCGGUGGGCUGGGGGGGGGCCUGGGCGGCGGCUUCGGCGGCGGGCUUCGCGGCGGCCGCGGAGGCGGCGGCUGGGGAGGCGGCGGGGACGAAAGAAGCGCAUCGGGCGGGAAAGAGUCAGGGGCGAGGCUUUGGCAGCAGCGGCACUGACGUGGCUGCUCUUGCCACGUGUGCUUCUUAG
Messenger RNA from Closterium sp. NIES-65, 669 nucleotides. Lineage: Eukaryota; Viridiplantae; Streptophyta; Zygnematophyceae; Desmidiales; Closteriaceae. The record is from the annotation of a GenBank genome assembly.